AUGACUCAUCGGAAAAACUACACCGAUACUGCAUAUACACGUCUAAAAAAUUUUGUGAUGCUCUUCCUUAAAAAAGAACAACUAUUUUUUUUUUUUCUUUUUUCUUUUUUUUCACUUUCUAUCCCACCAGCAAUGCUUAGGUUAAGACCAACUAUACGCUCGUUGAGUAGAAAUUUCCACCGUUCGUGUAUCAACUUAGAUGCCGUAGUGGUUUCCGGAACCAAGUUGGCAAACACCAUCAGAGCCAACGUGGCAGAAAAAGUUAUCAAUUACAACAAAGAACAUUUUGGCGACAACAACAAAUCUUUUGAAAAUUUUAGAUUUCAGCCAAGUUUGACCAUUUUACAGGUCGGGUCAAGACCAGACUCUUCUGCGUAUGUCAAGUCCAAGCUAAAGGCAGCAGCCUCCUCAAAUAUCAAAUCAAAACUAAUCAAACUAGACGAAUCCAUCUCCCAAGAAGAUUUAGUUGAAGUGAUAGAACGUUUAAAUAAAGAUCCAAAGGUGCAUGGGAUUUUAGUGCAAUUGCCAUUACCAAAACAUAUUGACGAGUCAGUUAUCACCAAUUCUGUCGCUACCGAUAAAGAUGUCGAUGGGUUUGACCAUUACAAUGUUGGCCAAUUAUCGAAAAGGGGCGGUACACCAUACUUCAAACCAUGUACGCCAAACGGUAUAAUGGAGUUGAUCAAGACUACUGGUAUUCCACUAAGAGGUAAAACUGCGGUCGUCAUUGGUAGAUCUGACAUUGUUGGUACUCCAGUUGCUACAAUGUUGAGAAACGAAGAUUGUACCGUUACCGUGUGCCACAGAUACACGCAAAACUUGCCGGAAAUCGUGAGACAGGCCGACAUUGUUGUUGCUGCAGUUGGUAUUGCAGAAUACGUUAAAGCCGAUUGGGUCAAAGAUGGUGCUAUUGUUAUAGACGUUGGUAUUAACUACAAAGAUGACCCAACUGCAAAAAGAGGAAGACGUUUGGUGGGGGACGUUGACUAUGAAGAAGUCGCCAAAAAGGCUUCCUUUAUCACACCUGUCCCUGGAGGUGUGGGCCCAAUGACAGUGGCAAUGUUAUGCUCCAACGUAUACGAUGCUGCAUUAAUCCACGCCAAGAAAGCCCAUGAGCACGGGUUCAAGCCUUUGGAACUCAACAUCAAGGACCCAGUUCCGUCAGAUAUUGAAAUUUCAAGAAACCAAAAGCCAAAGAAAAUAACCAGGGUCGCUCAAGAAUUGGGUAUACUAGAUGCAGAAUUAGAGCCAUACGGCCACUUCAAGGCUAAAGUCGACCCCAAGAGCGUGAUUGAAAGAUUGGACGAGCAAGCUGAAGGUUCUGCUCAAGACAAAGGUAACUAUGUUUUGGUGGCCGGGAUCACCCCUACACCUUUGGGUGAAGGUAAAUCCACCACCACUAUGGGAUUGACACAAGCUCUUGGUGCGCAUUUGGGAUACAACGCAAUCGCUAAUGUUAGACAGCCGUCAAUGGGACCAACAUUCGGUGUCAAAGGAGGUGCUGCUGGAGGUGGUUAUGCUCAAGUCAUUCCUAUGGACGAGUUUAAUAUGCAUUUGACUGGUGACAUUCAUGCAAUCUCUGCUGCCCAAAACUUAUUGUGUGCUGCUGUCGACACAAGAAUGUUCCACGAAUCUACAUCCAAGACUACCAGUGGGUUUUACAAGAGAUUGGUGCCUAUUAAAAAGGGCAAGAGAAGUUUCACCCCUUCCAUGCUUAAGAGAUUGGAAAAAUUGGGUAUCACCAAAACUAACCCAGACGACUUGACUGCUGAAGAAAUUGAAAAAUUUGCCGUGCUCAACAUCGACCCCGAUUCCAUCACCAUCAAGAGAGUUGUGGACUGUAACGAUAGAUUUGUCAGAGAAAUUACAAUCGGCGAAGGUAAAAACGAGGCUAGCAAAUACCCACCUCGUAAAACUGGUAUGGACAUUACUGUGGCCAGUGAGUUGAUGGCUAUUUUGGCAUUGUCCAACUCCCUAAAGGAUCUUAGACAGAGAGUUGGUAAGCUUGUGGUUGGUACUCAACGCAAAACCGGCGAGGCCAUCACCGCCGAAGAUAUUGGCUGUGCUGGAGCAAUAACUGCUUUAUUAAAAGACGCCAUUAAACCAAACUUGAUGCAAAGUCUUGAAGGUACUCCUGUUUUCGUGCAUGCCGGACCAUUUGCAAAUAUCUCAAUUGGUGCUUCGUCGGUUAUUGCCGACAAGCUUGCACUUAAGUUGACCUCACCAUCAAACCCAAUUAACAAUGGCGAAACUGGUUUUGUUGUCACUGAAGCUGGUUUUGAUUUCACAAUGGGCGGUGAAAGAUUCUUUAACAUUAAAUGCAGAGCUUCUGGGUUAAAACCAGAUGCUGUGGUUUUGGUUGCUACUUCCAGGGCAUUGAAAUUACACGGUGGCGCUACUGAUGUCAAACCUGGCCAGCCAUUGCCAGCAGAAUACGUUAACGAGAACCUUGAGUAUCUUGAAAAAGGGUGUGCCAACUUGGCCAAACAAAUCGCCAACAUCAAACAAUACAACGUCCCCGUUGUUGUGGCCAUCAACCAGUUUGAAACAGACACCGAUGCCGAAAUCAAAUUAAUCCAGUCUCUUGCAUUGAAAGCUGGUGCCGAUUUCGCUGUUCCAUCCAACCACUGGGCUAAAGGUGGUGCCGGAGCCGUUGAGCUCGCUUCUUCAGUCGUCAAAGCUGUCGAGUUGGCACCAUUGGAACAACAAAAGUACCUCUAUGAUGUGAACGAUACCGUCGAAAAUAAAUUAUUGGCUAUUACCACUAAAAUGUAUGGUGCGUCAGGAAUCGAGUUAUCUCCAUUGGCCAAAAAGCAAAUAGAGACAUACACCAAGCAGGGGUACGACAAGUUGCCAAUUUGUAUUGCCAAAACCCAGUACUCUUUGUCGCACGACUCAUCGUUAAAGGGGGUGCCAACCGGGUUUACUGUUCCAAUUAGAGAAGUAAGAUGCUCGGCAGGUGCUGGUUAUUUGUAUGCUUUGGCAGCAGAAAUAAUGACUAUUCCUGGGUUGCCAACCCAUGCUGGUUUUAUGAACGUAGAAGUAAACGACGAAGGUGAAAUAGAAGGAUUAUUUUAA
Candida albicans SC5314 is the source of this 3078-nucleotide messenger RNA. It is a transcript of the gene MIS12, whose product is annotated as Mis12p. The record is from RefSeq and is a predicted model, not a curated record. The transcript has a single exon. Lineage: Eukaryota; Fungi; Ascomycota; Pichiomycetes; Serinales; Debaryomycetaceae. Gene Ontology annotation, biological process: tetrahydrofolate interconversion. Gene Ontology annotation, molecular function: methylenetetrahydrofolate dehydrogenase (NADP+) activity; formate-tetrahydrofolate ligase activity; ATP binding. Gene Ontology annotation, cellular component: cytosol. Bases 1 to 3078 code for a protein of 1025 amino acids.